Molecule: messenger RNA, 567 nt
Organism: Meloidogyne enterolobii
Lineage: Eukaryota; Metazoa; Nematoda; Chromadorea; Rhabditida; Meloidogynidae
Source: the annotation of a GenBank genome assembly
AUGAGAAUAUCUUAUACAACAAGAUAUGAAUUGGCUUGUAUGACUUUAGGCUGUGUUUGUCAGUAUUAUGGGGGCAAAUCAAGUAAUCGAGCAACUAAUGAUUGUACCCUUUCAAAUGGCCAAAAACUUAAAAAAGCAAAACGCAAAGAAUGGAGAAUGUUAACAGAUCAGGAAAAAAUGGAUACUUUUGCUGCAAUUGCAGAAAUGAAAAAGAAUGGGGAAUUUGACUAUCUGGCAAGAUUACACAAAGAUGCUUUUGAAGCUGGAAAGUGGCACGGAUGUACAUCCUUUUUCGUUGUUCAUAGAGAAUUUCUUAAAAGAGCUGAAAUAAUUCUGCGUAAAAUAAACCCAAAUAUUAGUAUGCCUUACAUGGAUGUUACUUUGGAUGCUCGCUUGCCAAAUCCGGCAGAUUCUAUUCUUUUUACUAAAGAGUUCAUAGGUAGUACAGAUGGAAAUGGUAAUGUAAUUGAUGGACCUUGUGCAAAUUUUAAGACACUUCAAGGGGACCCUUAUAUUACAAGAAAUGUUGGUAAAGAAGGUGGAAGAUUAAUGAAUGAAGAUGAGUAA